UGGUCCGUUCAGUUCCAAGACAACCACAACCAACAACAACAACAACAUGGCUUUCAAGGUCGCUCUCCUGGCAGCUCUGCUGGCCGUGGCCCACGCCGGUGGCCCAGCCGCCUACUCCACCUACACCAACACCGCCGACUUCGGCGCCGUCGGAGCGACCCUCGAGAGCACCUCCAAGGGCCUGGGCGGCCUCAACACCAUCAGCCAGUUCUCCAAGGCCGUGGACAGCCCCACCUCCAGCGUGCGCAUCAGCAACUCGCGCGUCAGCAACGACUUCGGCUCGCUGGGCUACGGCGCCCUGCCCGCCCCCGCCGGUCUGGCCUACGGUGCUGCCGGUGCCUCCUACGGCGCCUCCCUGCACGGUGCCGGUGCCUACGGAGUAGUCCGCGCCGCCCCCGCCAUCGCCGCCGCCCCCGCCCUGGCCUACGGAGCCAGCGCUUACGCCGCCCCCGCCAUCGCCGCCGCCCCCGCCAUCGCCGCUGCCCCCGCCCUGGCCUACGGCGCCCGCGCCUACGCCGCCCCCGCUCUUGCCUACGGCCGCGGCCUCGCCUACGGCGGUGCCUACCGUGCCGCUGUCGCCGCCCCCGCUCUGGCCUACGGUGGUGCCUACCGUGCCGCUGUCGCCGCCCCCGCUCUGGCCUACGGUGGUGCCUACCGUGCCGCUGUCGCCGCCCCCGCUCUGGCCUACGGUGGUGCCUACCGCGCCGCCUACGCCGCCCCCGCUCUGGCCUACGGAGCCCGCGCCUACGCCGCCCCCGCCUACGCCGCUGCCCCCGCCGUCCUCGCCGCUGCCCCCGGUCACGUUACCUUCUCCGGCCUGGGCACAGCCUACCACUUCUAAAUUUCCUGUCCUCCAUCCUCUUCUUCACACUUCCAACCCCUCUUCUGAGGUACAACCGUACACCUUUUCGCCGGUGGGCGAAAACUUCGUCGCUGGCGAAUAUUCUUUCUAUCAUGCUUUCCUUUUGCGAAAGUGCCGUGAAACGAAGUUGCGGACCAUACUGUAAUUUAUACAUCGAAUAAACAAAAACUUUUCUCGCCAUAAUAA
Molecule: messenger RNA, 1048 nt
Organism: Schistocerca cancellata (South American locust)
Lineage: Eukaryota; Metazoa; Arthropoda; Insecta; Orthoptera; Acrididae
Product: cuticle protein 21.3
Exons: 2
Coding region: 47-841 (264 amino acids)
Source: RefSeq, a predicted model, not a curated record